GUAAGAGAACACAGCUGCAGUGCGGAGAGCAGCCAUGGUUCGCAAACUUCGACGGACAUCCUUUCCAGCACCCCUCGCGCCCCUCGCCCAGCCACGGCGCUGCCACGGCCCACCCCGCUGGUUUCCCCAGCACAACGUAUUUUCCAACGUACUAGCCGACGAGGGCAGCGUACAGUACGUAGUACAGUAUGUAGUACAUAGUACGCGUACUACGAACUAGGCAACCCUGCAGGAAGCCAUCAUUCUUGUAGAGGCGUUCCCGACCACCGGGUCCCUGGACGGCUCCCGGCGGCCAGCACUACGCCCACGGUGAUGGCGCCAGGGGAAGGAAGGCGGGCUACCAGGCCCGCUACGUGAUGAAGGUCGGCGGCGACGAGGGCUCCACGGGCUCCAUCCGCCUCCGCAUGGCUGGCGAGGAGGAGAGGUGCAUCCCUUACGAGGCCGCCUACAUCAUGGACCCGACCACCGGGUCCCUGCCCAACAAGCACCGUGUGGCGCCGGUGAAGGACAACACGUGUGUGCUGGUGGUGUCGGUUUACCGCACCGACCUCACCUACGACGACAUCGUGGGCGCCAUCGUGGCCAAGUCUGUGGAGCGGCGGCAGCCCUUCAGUCUGGCCGCCAUUGAGAUUGAGCGGCCGACUGCACUGAAGCCCAGCACCAGGGGGAGCCUUGGCAACACCUACGCCAGUGCCAACAAGGGCAGGACGCUGUCCCAGGCGACCAAGGACGCCAUGUCGGCGGCCCACAAGGGCAAGCCGAUGUGCAAGGCAGCCAAGGACGCCAUGUUGGCGGCCCACAAGGGCAAGCCGCUGUCCCAGGCGACCAAGGACGCCAUUUCGGCGGCCAAAAUCACCUGCCUCUGCGGCAUCUGCAAAACCUGCAAGGUGCGGGCCAGAGUCCAGAAGUUCCGGGCCAAGAAGGCCAAGAAGGCCUAGACAACGCCCUCCAAAACCGGUGUUUAUCAACACCACCAUUCAGGUAGCGCAGGGGGAGGGUGUUCUUCAGGGACGUGUAACCGCACUGACCG
Molecule: messenger RNA, 1030 nt
Organism: Chlamydomonas reinhardtii
Lineage: Eukaryota; Viridiplantae; Chlorophyta; Chlorophyceae; Chlamydomonadales; Chlamydomonadaceae
Exons: 1
Coding region: 357-938 (193 amino acids)
Molecular function (GO): DNA binding
Source: RefSeq, a predicted model, not a curated record